UCCUUCGUCUUCGUCGUCCCAAAACCUCUCGACGGAGAUGACGAUUGUCGUUGGUCUCUCUCUCGCAGGGAAGAAUGUGCAUAUCAGCUGUAUUCAUCGCCGGGAUAGAGACCGCCGGUGAACGGGAAAGGAAACAUUGAGACACUGGUAGAUUCUGAACCAUUGCGCGAUAAGGAAAUCCCCCGAUUAGGGUUUUGGAGAAGGUGAAUCCCCUUUUUUAUCUGCUAUGUAUUUUGAUGAAAUUGGUUUUCAAAAUCUCAGCACAGUGCUUCCUGGGUUCUACUGGUUUUAAUAGUGAACUUGGUUGGUUCUUGGAGUAGCUUAUCGCAUGAUACAAGGUUAUUCCUGGUAGUAAAGGUUGUUGUGCACACAGGUGCGCCCCAAGUUGAUAUAUCAAAGGCUUCUGAUGUUAUGUUAGAUACUGAGGUUAGGGGAAGGUUAACCACUGCAGUCUCUGUGGAAACUGGAGGCCGCAUUGCCCCCCCCCCAGAGCUUGCAACAAUGGCAGCUUGCUGAGCAACCGACACAUGUAUGCUUUUGUGCUUGAAGUAACCUUUGGGAAGAGACAAUCUGUGGAUGCCACUCGACAAACCGGUUGGAAAAUGGUUUGAGAAUUGAAUUCUCAGCUGAGGAUUGCCAGAACUGAUUGUUUGAUGAUUCUUCCUUCGUUAGCAGCUUGCGAGGUUAUGAGAUGCAUCGCUUUGUGUUCAGAGAAGAUCUACACAUCAGAUCCAGACUCUCUGUUUCAUCAUCAGCAAUGGCUCGUUGGCUGCUUCAGAUCCUAAUUAUCUCCUCUCUUCAUCUGGUUUCUCUAUCAAGUCAACAAGAGACAAGGUUUGUCUAUGAAAGUUUUAGCUCCCAAGAAGAUCUUUAUCUAGAUGCUUCUGCGAAAGUACUUCCCCAUGGAAUAUUGCAGCUGACAAACGAUUCAGAUCAUCAAAUAGGCCGGGCAUUCUACAAGAAUCCAAUUCAGUUCAGUUCCUUCUCAACACAUUUCGUGUGUGCUCUGGUGCCUAAGCCAGGUAAAGAAGGCGGCCAUGGUCUUGCCUUUUUAGUAUCUUCCUCUAUGGAUUUCUCGCACGCACAAGAUUCAAGAUUCUUGGGGGCUUUCAACGCCUCAGCAAAUGGAUCUCAGGCUCUUGCUGUUGAGCUCGACACUAUAUGGAACCCUGAGUACAAAGACACCAAAGGUAGGAAUCACGUGGGGAUUGAUGUGAACAAUCCUGUAUCUGUAGCAGUAUCUCCGGCGUCUUACUAUUCCGACAAGAAAGGGAGAAACGAAAACAUGACCCUCUUGAGUGGAAAGCCUAUACAUGUCUGGGUGGAUUAUGACGGCACUGUGCUCAGUGUCUGGAUCGCACCUCUUAAAGUCCAGAAGCCAAGUCGGCCUCUUUUGUCACAUCCAAUCAACCUUUCAAAGAUUUUUCCUAAUAGAUCCAAACUGUUUGUUGGCUUCUCCGCAGCAACAGGGAACGCAGUGAGUGGUCACUAUAUUCUUUGGUGGAGUUUUAGCACAGGCAGAGGAUCACUGCAUGGUCUUGACAUCUCAAAACUUCCUAAAGUUCCUCAUCCCAAAGCUCCGCAUAAGAAUCUGGCUACAUGGAUUAUUGUCCUUGUUGUUUGUGUGGCUGUUGCGGUUUUGGCUUUUCUUGCAGGAGUUUAUGUCCACAGGAGGAAGAAGUAUUCUGAAGUUUCUGAAACAUGGGAGAAGGAGUUUGAUGCACAUCGGUUCUCUUACAAGUCCUUGUACAAAGCAACAAAGGGUUUCAGUAAAGAUGAGUUCCUCGGAAAAGGAGGCUUUGGUGAAGUCUAUAGAGGUGAUCUUCCUCAAGGCAGAGAAAUAGCAGUGAAGAGAGUGUCACAUAAUGGUGAUGAAGGUGUGAAGCAAUUUGUGGCUGAAGUGGUGAGCAUGGAAUGUCUGAAACACAGGAAUCUUGUUCCACUUUUUGGGUAUUGCAGGAGGAAGCGGGAACUUCUUCUUGUCUCGGAGUACAUGCCUAACGGUAGCCUUGACGAGCAUUUGUUUGAUGAGACGAAACCGGUUCUUCCUUGGUCACAGAGACUUGUGGUUGUUAAAGGAAUAGCGUCUGCUCUAUGGUACCUCCAUACAGCUGCUGACCAAGUUGUUCUUCACCGAGAUGUCAAAGCUUCAAACAUUAUGUUGGACGCUGAGUUCAAUGGUAGGUUAGGAGAUUUUGGCAUGGCUAGGUUUCAUGACCACGGAGGCGAUGCAGCCACAACAGCUGCUGUGGGAACAGUAGGGUACAUGGCACCUGAGCUAAUCACAAUGGGAGCUUCCACUGCAACUGAUGUUUACGCCUUUGGUGUUUUCAUGCUUGAAGUAGCAUGUGGGAGAAGACCAUUGGAACCGCAGUUGCAACCUGAGAAACGACAUAUGAUCAAAUGGGUUUGCGAGUGUUGGAAGAAGGAUGCUUUGCUCGAUGCCACUGAUCCAAGACUGGGAGAUGAGUUCUUACCAGAGGAAGUUGAGAUGGUUAUGAAACUCGGGUUGCUCUGUUCAAAUAUCGUGCCAGAGUCUAGACCUACGAUGGAACAAGUGGUCUUGUACCUAAACAACAACCUGCCUUUGCCUGAUUUCUCACCAUAUACUGUGGGGAUCGGCACAUUUGCUCCGGUUCUGGUUGAUGCAGCUUCCCUGGUAGUCUCAUCCGCUUCAUGGAGUUGGUCAGCACCCUCGAUGUCAUCAUCUUCUGCAAACCACUCACCUUACGCUGGUCAGUCAACAGAUCAGCCUUGGGGACAGACAAUAGAGACUAAGAACUCUCUUCACAUAGUUUCAGAAGCGGAGAAGCCUAAGACUCAGACUUUCUAACCAGCUGUUGAAACUGACAGGUCGCCUACAGAAGAGUUUUGAGUCCAAUCUUUACAGCAUCAGCAGUCAGAGGUAAUUCCCGUUCAUAUCAGCAAACAGAUCUUCAGUCUCCCUUGUCCUAAUGUACUAAGUUUCUCCCUUUGCAACAUGUUUAUCCACUUUAGUGAUAUGAUUAUAAACAUAUAGGAAAAAUGUGUAUGGUUAUUAUUGCAACAAGAGUUUUUAAUUGUCAGGGUUUUGAUUGUACUUGAGAGAAAAUGUUUAGCUCCAUAUGAUGUGACGAUUGGAUAACAGUCACUCCUACGAGAGACUACAAGUCGUAAUGGAGUCUAACAUACAUGUGAGAACUAGUUCAUGAUGUGUGUAUUAUAUGUCAACAGUUUAUAUUGAAA
Messenger RNA from Brassica oleracea var. oleracea, 3225 nucleotides. RefSeq names its product L-type lectin-domain containing receptor kinase I.9-like. Gene Ontology annotation, biological process: protein phosphorylation. Bases 692 to 2833 code for a protein of 713 amino acids. The record is from RefSeq and is a predicted model, not a curated record. Lineage: Eukaryota; Viridiplantae; Streptophyta; Magnoliopsida; Brassicales; Brassicaceae. Gene Ontology annotation, cellular component: plasma membrane. The transcript is spliced from 2 exons. Gene Ontology annotation, molecular function: carbohydrate binding; protein kinase activity; ATP binding.